AUGAAGACGUUUCACAAAGCAACCUCGUGGUUGAACUGGUACAAAAAGCCUUCUUAUCGUGAUGUCAAGAUAUUCACCCAAUCUACCAACGACAUCGUCGACAAAGGCCAGAGACCGCCCUCCAUCAGCUCACAAUCCGACUCGACUAUUCCAUCAUCCUUGACGCUGGAUCGUGUCCUUGCCAAUAAAACAUGCAGCCCCUUGUCCCUAUACGACUUCUACAUGUAUCUCAAACACAUCGAGAUGUCGCAAGAGAAUCUCGAGUUCUACAUGUGGUAUCAAGAUUAUGAGUCUCGCGUUCGAGCGACACCAAAAUCCGUUACCCCCAGUCAAUCAACAACACCACUGCUGCCUCAGGAUGAAAAGUCCUGUGCUAUUCCCAACUACACAAAAAUCUUGUCUGGUGAUGUACCGGACCUGGAGCAAGGAAGUCAGGAAACCGAAUUCGUCCAAUACAUCGAAACCCUCCUACCCGGACAAGACAUCAAAUCCUGCCGACGUUGCUGGUCCGUCUGGCCCAUGUCUUCCCAGACGUCUGAAAACGCACCUGCUCGAACGCAUACCAACAAAGAAGAACUGCAAAUCAUCACGAACCUGUUCCUCGCGCCCAACUCAGCCAAAGAACUCAACUUGCCCUCAAGCAUGCGCAAAGAAGCACUGGCCGCCAUCGCGAAAUCGGAAUCUCCAGCCUCUUUGGCCCCCGUCGCCGACCACAUUUACUAUCUGCUCAAGAACUGCUCACACCGCAACUUCAUCCGGCUGGGCGUGAAGAACGGCACCUUCGAGACUCUCUGCAUGGUCACCAUAGUGGGCGUCCUGUUCAAUGUACUCGGCUUACUGACCAUGCUCUUGAUCGCUUUCGCCUCACCAUCGAUCCACCACUCAUCGCGUUGGCGAGGUCUUGCUGCGGCACCCUUCUGGAUUAUCGGCUUCUCGUUCCUGCUCGCGGGGAUUCGUGGGUCUUGUUUCCUGCUACUUCUCUUCUCACGCCGGCAAGAACUUCCCUGGGAACGAGUGGAAGAGAACGAAAAGACGCCUACGCAAAAAGCAGCUCAUGCACUGAAAAGGUUCUUGAGCCGCCUGAUGAUUUUUGAGCACAAGAUUCGCGUCAAGGACGAAGGGCUACGGAAUCUCCAACACAAAAUCGUCAUCCAAAGUGUUGUUGGCGCGAUUGUGGCGACGGCGAUUCUGGAGGUCGUGUUUCUUGUUUUACCCGUCUGGAAAUGA
Molecule: messenger RNA, 1227 nt
Organism: Rhinocladiella mackenziei CBS 650.93
Lineage: Eukaryota; Fungi; Ascomycota; Eurotiomycetes; Chaetothyriales; Herpotrichiellaceae
Exons: 4
Coding region: 1-1227 (408 amino acids)
Source: RefSeq, a predicted model, not a curated record